Messenger RNA from Tilletiopsis washingtonensis, 1889 nucleotides. RefSeq lists its product as hypothetical. Gene Ontology annotation, molecular function: protein binding. The transcript has 5 exons. The record is from RefSeq and is a predicted model, not a curated record. Lineage: Eukaryota; Fungi; Basidiomycota; Exobasidiomycetes; Entylomatales. The coding region runs from base 49 to 1524 and encodes 491 amino acids.
CCUGGACGGCCCUCCACCUCCGCCUUCUCUCAACGCCUCAACAGCAGCAUGAGCAACGACAGCGCUGGCUCGCAAGUGGACGACUUUGCGCAGCUGCAGGCGCAGGCUGCUGCGCCAGAGUCGGCAGAGCACGCCAUGCCCUCAAGAGCCGCUCUGCUCCUGCCUCCUCCCGGCCAAAGCCCGCCUCUUCACGAGACACUCGACAUCGCAGAGCUGCUCGCUGCCUCUCCGGGCGCAAGCAGACGCUCGACGGAUGCACAGGCGCAGUUCUGGCGCGGCGCAAAGUGGUCGCCAGAUGGCUCCCACGUGCUCCUUCAGCGCGAGUCACACAUCCUAGAUCUCUGCGCUCUCGUCGCCUCCGACCCAGGCGCUGCGUCUGGCUCGACUGCAGCGUCGAGGCUGUGCCUCAAACACGUGCUCAGCGUCUCCUCACCGAGUCCGCUGCUCUCUUACGUCUGGUACCCCUUCGCUUCGCACGCUCAACCCGCUACGUGGUGCUUUGCCUUCGGAGCACGAGACGUGCCGGUUCGGCUUGUAGAUGCUUAUGCUGGCAAAACUCGCGCCUCCUACCCGAUCGAAGAUCACGUCGAGCGAUUCGUCGGUCCUCAAGCGCUCGCAUUCAGUCUCGAUGGCACACGUCUCUACGCCGGGCACGCCACUUCUCUCUCAGUUUUCGAGCUUUCUUUUCCCGGCUCUGCACCGCGGACUAUGGCGUUGACGCCCUCGCGACGGCCUCAGCCUGGCGUGGACCCGGCACAACGUGGCCUCGUUAGUGCACUGGCAGUCGGGUGGAGCGUCACUUCGGAGGAGGAGAUGGAGGAGUUGGUUGCUGUGGGGACGUUCGCUGGGACGGUCGGCAUAUAUGCACCGGCACGAGGAAGAAAGGCGGAGAAGUGCCUCGUCGCUGGAUGGAGAGAGACUGAGCGGCGAGGCGUUACCCAGCUGCUGUUCCACCCAGCAGCGCCGCACAUCCUCCUCCUCAGCUCGCGACACGACUCAUCCAUCCGCGCGCUAGAUCUGCGGUAUCUCGCGCAACAGCCCGACUUUCUCUCGCCAGCGCCGGCAGCAGCUUCACUCGGCACGUUUGUCCGGCGAGCCGGCACAUCCCAGCGUCUGGCGUUUGACGUUGGUGCGUCCGGCACGCGCCUCGUUGCGGGCGAUGUGAAAGGCACAGUGGCGGUGUGGGACGUCGACCUGAACGCCGUCGAGGGAGAGGAGGCAAGAUUCGGAGAUGCGGUGCGAAACGAAACGCAUGAGUGGCCGCCGCUCGCUAGCUGGUCUGCCGCGCAAGAUUCUCUUGGUGCAGCGCUCCUGCAUCCCUCGCUCCCACUGCUGCUCACAGUCAGCGGGGCGCGACAUUGGGACGCAGGCGCAGCCGCUCGCGACAGCUCGGAGUCAUCCGAGUCCGAGUCGGAGCUCGAGGCAGCACUGCCGCCCAGCCGACGAUCCGCGGGCUACUGCACGCACGACAGCGCUGCACGGCUGUGGGAUCUGUCUGGGCGGCCUGACAAUCCCACAGCAUAAGCGCUCGCAGCGCGCGUUCAAACGUCAGACUUGAGCGCAGAUGACAGAGUGAAAGGGGAUGCUUGCGCUGGCUGCAAUGCUCUGCGUGGUCUACCAAGAGGGGCCCCGCGAGGGACGGGACGGGAUGCGAAGUACGAAGUGGGGUCUAAGGCGCGCGGAUUACUGUAGGGUCCGGAAAAAGCGGAGCAUCGCAAGGAAGGGGAGGUCAUGACUGGCUGGCGCGAGAAAGGGGACGUAACGGAGAGCGGAGGGGUAUAAAAUCUUGCAGACUCGGCGGCGAGCAUGCCGUCCGGCGAAGAAGAAGGAGCUGGGCUCAGACUGGACGCAUCCAGAUCUGGCCGGGGCGCGAGCGCUCGCGAAUGAUC